AUGACAUGGAGAAAGAAGCACGAGAAGCUCGCGAAUAUCAAAAUAUUACUUGUUGGAGCCGGUGGAAUCGGAUGUGAGCUUUUAAAGAAUCUUGCGUUGACUGGAUUCAAGAAAAUUGAUGUGAUUGAUCUGGACACUAUUGAUGUGAGCAAUUUGAAUCGUCAGUUUUUAUUUAGAAGAGAACAUGUCGGGCAGCCAAAGGCGAAGAUUGCUGCUGAAGCUGUUAAAUCGUUCUGUCCAUCGGUAGAAAUCAAUUAUUACCACGACAGUAUUUUCAGCGAACAAUUCAAUCUUUCAUACUUUUCUCAGUUUCAAAUUGUCAUCAAUGCUCUGGAUAAUAAAGCUGCGAGAACUCACGUAAAUCGGAUGUGUUUGGCUGCGAAGAUUCCACUAAUCGAUUCCGGAUCUUCCGGUUACGUUGGACAGGUUACUGUCAUCGUCCGUCAACAAACCGAAUGCUAUGAAUGCGUUCCAAAAGACAAUGCCCAAAAAACGUAUCCCGGAUGCACAAUUCGCAACACUCCGAGUGAAUUGAUUCAUUGCAUCGUUUGGGCGAAGCAUUUGUUCAAUCAAUUGUUCGGAGAAAUCGAUAUUGACGAUGAUGUCUCUCCGGAUGUGACUGACACGAAUGGCAAAGAAGAUGAUUCAAAUGGCGAAGAACAAACUGACGCAAAAGAGAAAACGCCUCAACCAAGUACUCGGCAAUGGGCUGAGAGUGUUGAAUAUGAUAGUGUGAAGCUUUUCGAUAAGCUCUUCUUCGCCGACAUCAAUUAUUUGUGUUCAAUGGACCAUUUGUGGAAACAACGCAAACGUCCAGUUCCACUAACCUACUCUGCCGCUUCUCAACAAGAGAAAGGUGCCACUCGUCGUGUUAAAGAUAUUCUCGAGGAUUAUAAUUCGGUAUGGACCCUUCAGGAAUGCGCCGCCGUCUUUUGCGACUGUGUUCAAUUGCUCAGCGAACGCAAGAAGAAACUCGAUGAAGGCGAUAUUCUCGUUUGGGACAAAGACGACGAGGAUGCGAUGGCGUUCGUUGCGAGCUGCGCCAACAUCCGCGCCACUAUUUUCAAUAUCAUUAAGAAAUCAUUGUUUGAAAUCAAAUCUAUGGCGGGCAAUAUAAUUCCGGCGAUUGCCACCACCAACGCCAUUGUCUCUGCGGUGACUGUUCGAGAGGCCAUCACAUUGGCUUAUAAGGAAUUCCAUGAAGCCCGAAACAAUUUUGUUCUUGAAUACAUCAAUUGUCGUGGCCAAGUUGUUGGUAAAGAUGUUCCGAAUAAGCCAAACCCGAACUGCUAUGUGUGCUCCGACAAACGCGAAUGCAUUGUGAUGCUCAAUCCUCAGCAUAUGACCGUCAAAGCUUUCAACGAUAGAAUAUUGAAGAAUAGUUUGAGCAUGCUCGCGCCAGAUGUCACCGAUGUGAUUAACAAUCGUAUUAUCAUCAGCAGUGAAGGAGAUACUGAUGCUAUUAAUUGUAAAAAGCUCAGCGAACUAUCCAUUGGAGAUGGAGCUAUUUUAUGCUGUGACGACUUCCAGCAAGAUCUUGAGCUUAAAUUGAUCAUAACUGGAUGUGCCGAUCUUAGAGGAGACGAAUUUGAGAUUCUGCAAACUGGAAAAGAAGAACCUUCCGAAGAAACGAGAAAGAGGAAAGCCGAUGAAGAAAAUGGAAACGGAGCUAUCGAAUCCGAACAAAAGAGACCCCGUGUUGCUGUUUAA
This is a messenger RNA of Caenorhabditis bovis, 1710 nucleotides long. Lineage: Eukaryota; Metazoa; Nematoda; Chromadorea; Rhabditida; Rhabditidae. The record is from the annotation of a GenBank genome assembly.